Molecule: messenger RNA, 3170 nt
Organism: Protobothrops mucrosquamatus (brown spotted pit viper)
Lineage: Eukaryota; Metazoa; Chordata; Lepidosauria; Squamata; Viperidae
Product: interleukin-1 receptor type 1
Exons: 10
Coding region: 1-1632 (543 amino acids)
Biological process (GO): regulation of inflammatory response; signal transduction
Molecular function (GO): interleukin-1, type I, activating receptor activity
Source: RefSeq, a predicted model, not a curated record
AUGUUUUCUGCACUGUGGCUUACUUCUUGGAUUUAUCUCAUUCAUUUUGUUUUCAGCUGUUGUGAGAACCUUAUUAGUUCUUUCCCUAAAGAAGAGCCAGGAACUGUCUCUUGUCUACAAGGUAGCCAAUCUAACCAUGUUGUGACUUGGUAUAGAAAUGAUAUUGAGACACCCAUAAGUACAGAUAACUGCUCCCGGGUUUAUCAGCAAGCAAACUUGCUUUGGUUUUAUCCUGCAAAACUAGAAGAUUCUGGAAUGUAUCAGUGCAUUUAUAAUUCCACAAGCGUUAACAAAACUCUAAUAGUGUUUGAGAACAGUGUUGGAUUGUGUUUUAAUAAAGGAAUGGUUUUUGAACAGAAAGUUCUACUAAAAUACAAUGGGAAGCUGACUUGUCCAGAUCUUCAUAAUUUCAGAAAUUAUGACAAUGCUCCUCUUACUUUACAAUGGUAUAAGGAAUGCCAUUUGCAUUUAUAUGAAGACUGGAAAUUUAAGAGUUCUGGAGACUAUCUUCUCAUUAAAAAUGUAACUAAGGAAGAUGAAGGAAUUUAUAUAUGCAGGGCUAAACAUAUAUAUAUGGGAAAAGAAUAUAAUAUUUCACGGGCUAUUAAUCUAACUACUUUUGAAAUAGCAAAGAAAAAUAUUCCAGAUAUAAUUUACCCAAAUAACAACUCAAUUGAAGUAAAACCAGGUUCCAGAUUUGACCUGGUUUGUAAUGUCUCAGCUGAUCCUCUGGAUUAUAUGGUAAUUGUAACCUGGAAAUUCAAUAAUGAGAUAUUAAACACAGAUGAAAACGAUAAGGUUCUUUCUGGAAAACGAAUAAUAGAAGUAAAGUUAAACAUUUCCAAAGUGAAAUACAGAGAUUAUGGAAAAUAUUUAUGUGAAGUAUGGUCUAAACAUGUGACACAAGUAGCAUAUGUAAUGCUAAACUAUCCAGCUCCAAACACUCAGUAUUAUGUGAUCGGAGGAUUGAUUUCAGCAUUGUUUAUUAUAGCAGCAUCACUGCUUACUUACAAAUUUUUCAAAGUUGACAUUGUCCUUUGGUACCGGGAUUCUUGCCAACAUCUCAGGAAAGGAAUUUCAGAUGAAAAAGUCUAUGAUGCAUAUGUGUUAUAUCCUCACAAUAUAUCAGGCUAUGUAUAUUUGACUGAAACGUUUGUCUUCAAAUUAUUACCUGAAAUCCUAGAAAAGCAGUGUGGCUAUAAGCUUUUUAUUCUUGGAAGGGAUGAUGUGCCAGGGCAAGCUGUCAUUACUAUUGUGGAUAAAAUGGUCAAACUAAGCAGAAGAGUGAUCAUUAUUUUAAUGCCAGAUCUAUAUUGUGGUGGCAUGUACAGUUUGUUCUCUGAACAGGAACUUGCAGUCUACAGUGCUCUUAUCCAGGAGGAAACCAAAGUUAUACUGAUUCAGCUAGACAAAAUAAAAGAUUUCAAUAGUAUGCCAGAAUCCCUCAGAUAUCUUAAACAAAAGCAUGGCGUACUCACAUGGAGGGGAACUUUUACAGAAACCACUGAAAUGGCAACUACAAGGUUUUGGAAGAAUGUGAGAUACCAGAUGCCAGCCAGCCCAAGCCCACUUUCCUCAGACUUGCAUUUUUUGCCAAUAACUUUUCACUCUUCUCAGAUAUCAGAUGGAUGACGUCAAAGCCACACCUGCAGUGUUUACCUGAAAUCUAUUCCAGUAGAUCCUUAUGGAUACACAAACAUGUGCACCUGCUAGAGAUUGUUCCAAGUCUGAGAUCAACAAAAACACAAUUCAGAGCAGUAUUUUCUGAAAGACCAUUCACUCAUAGGCUGUGAGAUGCAUGGGCAAGUGGCAAAAUAAUGUGAAUGCUUGACAAGGGAGAAGUUGAAAUUGUUCUUGCGUACUAUUAUUUUACAUGCAAAAUAAGUGAGUAUGUAGGGAGCUAUUUUUAUAUGAAAACUUUAUAUGAAAGAGUUUUAAUCUAAACCCCAAGGGUUUGAGCAAAAUAGUAAAUACUGAUCCAGCACUGAAGUUCAUUAUAGCUAUUAGCAAGGAUUUAAUCCUUGUAUCUCAAGCUUUUUAAGAGUGAGUUCUAGUCCUUCCUUUAACUGGUAUCCUUCCUAGAAUUUCCAUUGAAAAACAGCCUGUAUGGCUGUGAGUUGAUGAGAUGGGCAUAUCCCAAGUGGGGUUUUGAACAACAGUGUCUAUACAAUACUCCUUUGCUUGUACUGCCUUAGUUAAAUGGAAGAUUCAGGAUAGUUGCCAAAAAAUAUUCCAGGAUGUACUUACUCUCUAUAUAGAGUUACUGUAUAUUCCAUUCACUACAUGUGGAAUCUGGCACAAUCCAUAUACUAGGGGAAAUUACUAUAGUAUCUCCCAGGGAGAAAAAUAGAAAAGACAUAUUUAAAUAAAUUGCCAUACCAGCAAGCAAGGGCAAAGCGUGCGUUUUUAAAUUUUAGUUUGACUUUUUAAAUUAAACACUUUCGUAAUUAAAUGAACUAUUUUGAAUUGAGUGAUUUGUCAGUAGUUCAGAAACAAUUGUUAUAUUUCAAGUCACUAAAUAUAUGCAAUACAAUCAUUUCACCUUAUUUUUAGAAAUUGUAUUUUGUAGUAUGGGAGCCCAGAUUUAAUAAUUUGGCCAAAUAUAUAACUACUUUUUGUAUAAUUUGGGUACAAUUGUACAAAUUAUUCUGUACUUGUCCGGCCCAGUUUUUGGACACUGCCUGGAUAAGUUUCUGCAGUUUUCUUGCAAGGUUUUUGAAGUGGUUUGCCACUGCCUCAGGUUGAGAGAAAGUGACUGGCCAAAGUCACUUUGGCUUUGUGGCUAAGAUGGCUAAGAUGGGAUUAGAACUCACAAUCUCCUGAUAUCUAGCCUGAUGCCUUAACAAAUAUACUACAUUGGCUCUCAUAUUAUUUUAUGAUAAAAGGGGUCAAAACGUGGUUCUGAGGCCUUGUGUCAUGGGGUUGAUUGGUGCCAUGGGAGUUUUGCCUUUGUCAACUAAUAUAUAACAGUUUAAUUAUUCUUGCCUGCUUAAUUUUUUUUAUAAUUUUUAAUUUUAACAUUUUAAUUUUAACAUUUUAAUAUUUAUAUACUAUUUUAUAUAUUGAUAUUUUAUUGUACAUUGCUCAGAGUCUCUCCUUUAGGGAGAUAAGUAGUUCAGAAAUGUGAAAUAUAAAUAUAAACAAAUAAAUAAAUCUUAUAACCACAAAAU